Molecule: messenger RNA, 779 nt
Organism: Carya illinoinensis
Lineage: Eukaryota; Viridiplantae; Streptophyta; Magnoliopsida; Fagales; Juglandaceae
Product: pyrophosphate-energized vacuolar membrane proton pump-like
Exons: 2
Coding region: 376-714 (112 amino acids)
Biological process (GO): proton transmembrane transport
Cellular component (GO): membrane
Molecular function (GO): diphosphate hydrolysis-driven proton transmembrane transporter activity; inorganic diphosphate phosphatase activity
Source: RefSeq, a predicted model, not a curated record
UGGCUUUUGCCUUGUCCCAUUUUGAUGCUUAGGAAUUAUUUUUUUCCCUGCACUAAUAUUUUGUGAGAAGCAUUAGAUUUUAUCAAGUGCAAGUCCAAGAUUGUACUGUGUUGUGUUGUCAAAUAUGAUUUUAUUCGCUACAAGUCCAAGAUCGAGAUGGGCAAACUACAUGACCAAAAUACGUUAUUGUAGAAUCCAAAACUAAUUUUUAAUCCAAUUCAGAACUCUUAAUUUGUGCUUUUAUUCUAGGGCUUUGCAAUUGGUUCAGCUGCUCUGGUGUCCCUGGCCCUCUUUGGUGCUUAUGUGAGCCGUGCUGGAAUCUUAACAGUUGAUGUAUUGUCUCCGAAAGUGUUCAUUGGUUUGCUUGUGGGAGCAAUGCUUCCUUACUGGUUCUCUGCCAUGACAAUGAAGAGCGUGGGAAGUGCAGCUCUGAAGAUGGUUGAGGAAGUGCGCAGGCAAUUCAAUACCAUCCCAGGUCUCAUGGAGGGCACUGCCAAGCCUGACUAUGCUACCUGUGUUAAGAUCUCCACUGAUGCUUCCAUCAAACAGAUGAUCCCACCUGGUGCCCUUGUCAUGCUCACACCCCUUAUUGUCGGUAUCCUUUUUGGUGUGGAGACUCUAUCUGGUGUCCUUGCCGGAUCCCUUGUUUCUGGUGUUCAGAUUGCUAUCUCAAAAGGUUUCUCUCUCUUCAAAUUUCAAAAGAACAACAGUUGAUAAUGGACCCACAUUGAACGAGAUGAUAACGUAAGUAAAAUAAGCUGUCCUCCACAUGCAUACAG